Rana temporaria (common frog) is the source of this 867-nucleotide messenger RNA. It is a transcript of the gene OVCA2, whose product is annotated as OVCA2 serine hydrolase domain containing. Gene Ontology annotation, cellular component: cytoplasm; nucleus. The transcript has 2 exons. The record is from RefSeq and is a predicted model, not a curated record. Gene Ontology annotation, biological process: response to retinoic acid. The coding region runs from base 189 to 743 and encodes 184 amino acids. NCBI's taxonomy places the organism in Eukaryota, Metazoa, Chordata, Amphibia, Anura, Ranidae.
CAGCCUAUCAGAGGUGACUUCUCUCUAAGUUCCGGGUGUAGCAAGAUGGCGGCUUCCACAGCAGAAGGCAAAGCUGGCAGACCGCUUUGAGGAUCCGGCGCUGCACGGGCUACUGGCAGAAUGAGCGCUCGUUCUGGGAGAGGACGGGAUCCCUGAGUAAAGAACUGAAGAAUCGGGCGGAGCUGGUAAUGAUCAGCGCUCCUCUGAUCAUCCCAGAACCACCACCGGAUGUCGACUCUAAUGAAGGGGGUGCAGAUAUUCAACGAGAAGAUCCCCGUGGCUGGUGGUUCUCAGAUCCUAAACGGAGCAGUUUUAAUGCCAUAGAUGUAACUACAACCUGCAAAGGAUUAGAGGAAUCGCUGCAAGCUGUGGCUAAGGCCUUUUCUGAACUUGGGCCCUUCAACGGAAUAUUGGGUUUCAGCCAAGGAGCCGCUCUAGUGGCCAUGAUAUGUGCAUUAAAACAACGCGGAGACUCACGCUUCCAGUUUGACUUUGCUAUGUUGGUGGCCGGAUUCAAAAGUCGUGCUCUUGAACAUGCUGAGUUUUACCAACAGCCCAUCACUGUCCCAUCUCUUCAUGUUUAUGGUGACACUGACCGUGUUAUCCCAGGAGAAAUGAGCCAAGAGCUAGCUUCUAAUUUUGUAAAUCCAAUCCUACUUACGCAUACAGGAGGUCAUUACAUACCUGUGUGUGCGGCACAGAAGAAGGUUUAUUUCCCAUUCUUGGACUCUUUCCGUACAUAAGCUGUGACGGAAUAUAGAUAUUAUAGGUUUAUAAAAGUGAACUCUAUGAAUUUGACAUUAAAGCGGGAGUUCACCCGAAAAAAAUUUUUUAACAUUAGAUUGAUGCUCAUUUUGUCAAGGGGAA